Messenger RNA from Purpureocillium lilacinum, 1668 nucleotides. RefSeq lists its product as uncharacterized. NCBI's taxonomy places the organism in Eukaryota, Fungi, Ascomycota, Sordariomycetes, Hypocreales, Ophiocordycipitaceae. The record is from RefSeq and is a predicted model, not a curated record.
AUGAAGGUGCCAUUGCAGAUGGCCCUGCUGCCUUAUGCAGCGACGAGUGCGGGCGGCGUCGCGCCAACAGCGACUCUCAAUUCAGGUCCCGUCUUCGGCGCCCCGACGUCUCUGCCAGGAGCCCUUGGGCCCGUCAACAAGUUUCUCGGCAUUCCUUAUGCCGCUUCGCCACCUGAGCGUUUUCGCUUGCCACGCCCGCCCAAGAAGUGGACGACGCCGAGGAAUGCGACUGCCUUUGGCGAUUCUUGUAUCCAAUAUGUACCGAAGACGGACGUCGGCCCAGGAGAGGAUAUCCUCGAGAAGCUCUUCAACCAGCAUCCACCUGAGAGCGAGGACUGCUUGUACAUGAAUGCCUUUGCACCGGCGUCGAAAGGACCGCCUUCGGGACGCCCAGUCGUCGUGUUCAUCCCAGGCGGGGGUUGGACCAUGGGAAACGGACUGAUUGACCUCUCUGGCUUUGCCGGGUACGAAGACAUUGUCGCUUUCACGUUUAAUUACCGGACGAACAUCUUCGGGUUCCCCAACGCGCCGGGCAUCCCCCUGGGAGAGCGCAAUCUCGGCCUGCACGACCAGAGACGCGCCCUCCAGUGGGUGCAGGCCAAUGCGCGUGCCUUUGGCGGUGAUCCGGACAAAGUGACCGUCUGGGGUGAGUCUGCGGGCUCCAUGUCCGUCGACAUUCACCUGCACGGACUGGCCGCGCGCCCGCCCUUUCGUGCCGCCAUCAUGUCGAGCGGGGAGUACUCCUUUGGUAUGUUUUCCAUGGCGACUAGCCCCACGGAAAGCCGCAGCUGGGGCGGCGUCGUUGAGAAGGUCGGCUGCGGUGGCAGUGGCAACAAUACGGCGCGCACGCUGAAGUGUAUGAGCGACGUCCCCACAGACAAGUUGCUCGAGGGCAUGCACAAGGCCGGUGUGGGAUACAACCCCAUCGCAGAUAACGUCACUGUAUUGCCUGGACGAGCCGCGGCUUGGAGGCAGGGUCGUACGGCCAGGGUGCCCGUCCUGGCGACGUCCAUGGCCGAAGAGGGCCGCGGGCUGGUCAACCACAACGUGACCAUGGAACGCUUCCUGGAGGCAUACCUCCCGCAGCCUCUCGUCACAAAGUCGCAGCAAGACUCCAUCCUGGACUUUUACAGAACAAAACGGCCUGCCCUGAAGACGGACUUUGACGUCGCUGCCGCGAUAUACACCGACUUCCACUGGCAGUGCCCGCUCCGGCUCCUCGCGGCCGCGGCCGCCUCGGUGCCUGACGACGCGGCGAAGCAGCCGCUCUGGCGCGGGUACUUCAACGCCUCUAUCGCGGAGCUGCUCCCUCAAGAAUUCCACUGGCUGGGCAAGUUCCACGGCACGGACGUGCUGCUGGCGUUUCUGGCGCCGUCAUUUGAAGGCGACAGUGGUGGUACGACCACGGGCAUCGUGCUCACGCCGCAGGUUUAUACCUUCGCGCGGUACUUCCGCGGCAUGAUUGGCGCGUUUGUGCGCAAUCCAGCGGCGGGGCCUGGGUGGCCUGCGACCGGGGCGAGGGCGUACCUCCCGUUUGACGUGGCGAGCCUGGGAGACGUAGGGGACGUGAAGGCGGGAGGGGCAACGCCGGUGAACGGGACGGAGCUGGAUGAGAGCUGUGGGCUGUACAAGGACAUCUAUCCGCUGCUGGAGAAGGUUAUGGGGUGA